CAUUCCCAGUCCGGCCAGUCUAAAAAAACACAUCGGAGCACUGUGAUUUUAGCGUUUGAAGCGAAUCCGUCCGGCAAAGACAACGGGGCAUAGCCCGGAUACAGCAAGUUAACACCAAGCCUCCCCACACUAUCAUUCGAGCACGAACGAGAAGCACAUAGCCAUUGUCGUUCUACCUCCAGCCCUCUUUUUGCCGACGGAGAAGUGACUCGAAAAUCUUAGGGUUUACCGGACACGGAUCACGUCUAAACACAGAAACUGAGGGGGAUAGAGAGGGGACGAUGGCGUUUUGGAUUCGCGUCAAGGAAUCUCAGAUCAGGGUAUUGUCAAACGGACUAAAAAGAUGCUAUCAUCAAACACCUAAUCCGAGUAAACUUCACCCUUGUGGUGCCGUAUCACAUACCACACUUCGGCAUCUGAAACCCAUCCAGACGCAUCGAGGGGAGUUUCUGAACAGUCUCAGGUUCUUCGCUGCACCAGUGCAGGUUAGUCAGAAGAAGGAAGAGAAGGACACAGACGGAUUUAGAUUGAAUGAGAAGGUGACUGCACCUUUUGUUCGUCUGGUUUCUGAUGAAGGUCAUGCUGUAGUAUCGAGGUUUGAGGCUCUGGAUCGUGCUAAGAGUCUUAAUCUAGAUCUAGUUGAGGUCGAUCGAAGAGCUAAUCCACCCGUCUGCAAGCUUAUGGACUAUCAUAAGGAAAAUUAUCUUAAACAAGCAAGGGAGAAAGAGCAAGCCAAGAAGAAGUCUGAUUCAACUUUAAAGAAAGGUGGUAGCAAGGAAGUCAGAUUUCUAUGUAAAAUUGAGAAAAAGGAUUUGAAGACUAAAGCAGACACAAUCAAGAGAAUGAUGGACAAAGGUUAUCGGGUUAAGUGUAUGGCAGUAAGCAAUGGUUCUGAGGUCGAAAAUCUAGGAGAGGCGCUGUCACGUCUCUCUUCCCUGAUAGGGGAUGUUGCAUUGAUUGAAAGUGGACCCCACGUGGAAAAGAAACAGGCAUACAUUGUGGUCAGGCAUGCCAAGUUUGGUCCAUUGAAGAAGGGUUCACAAAAGAAAACCGUCUCUAAGGUUGACGAUACAUCAUCUUCUUCACUUUUUGACGACGGCGAAGAUAUGAGCGGGGAAGGAGAGCAGUCGGUUUCUGCCGAGGGCAGAAGUGUCAUAAGACAGCCAUCAAGCGGAUCUGAUUCGGUUUCAUCCCAGGCUCCAGUGGAGAAAGAAAAUAGGUACAGACGAGAAUCACCACCGUCGCCGCCAGUAGAAAAUAGGUACAGAAGAGAGACCACACCGCCACCAGGGUCGUCUGCGUCUUCACCACCCACAAUAGAAAAUCGGUACAAAAGAGGGAGCACGCCAGCAGCAUCGUGGCGAGCGGCACCUCCUGGCGGGGGAGAAGAAAGGAAUAGUAACAGAAGGGAGCCACCGCCGCCACCCCAAUUUAGUGGGUUCACAGAUUCACGCAGAUCUCCACCAUCAGGAUAUGGUAGCUUUCAUCUUCCAAAACCUGAGAAUGCUCCCGGAAAAGAGAAUGUCGCAAGCGGAGGACUUACUAAUAGAUACAAACAAGAAAGAAGAUAGUGGCAGUUCUGCAAGAUAGUCUAUGAGCAGCACUAUUUUUUUGUUUUGCAUUUUGAGGAGAUGAUUAUUCUGUUCUGUUCAGAAAUUUGUUUUGUAAUUACUUUUCACGUAUCAUUUCGAAUAAUGAAAUGUUUUAAAUUAGUUAAUUAACAUUUCUUUUUUUU
Messenger RNA from Cuscuta campestris, 1735 nucleotides. Lineage: Eukaryota; Viridiplantae; Streptophyta; Magnoliopsida; Solanales; Convolvulaceae. The record is from the annotation of a GenBank genome assembly.